AUGCGAAGGAUUUCGUCGUCCGCACAGCUUUUCUCUUCCUCUCCUGCCCGCCUCGCACCUGGCUCGGUGCGACACUAUGGCGUGCAGCCCAUGUCGGUGAAAACGAUGGGCCUCCUUCCGCGAGGCCAGGGCUUUCUCUUCCAGAAGGAGGAAGGCGCAACAUCGUGCGUUCAGCAGCUGAAUCGAAUCUACAUCCUGGACAAGGAGUUGCGGGACUUGCUCCGAACCGAAGCGAGAAUGAAACCGCAGGAGGUGGCGCAGAGCACUCAAGCUUCAUCGGCUGAGGCUGCUCCCCUCUCGUCAAGCACUCUCGUCUCGACCUCUCCCGCUUCCAAGAAGGCACCGCGGUCUCGCUCCGCACGCUCUGCUCAGUCGAACAAGCCCAUUCGAGAGCCUCGCGCAUCAAGGAAGGCCGUCGGAAGCCCCAGCUCGUGA
Molecule: messenger RNA, 435 nt
Organism: Acanthamoeba castellanii str. Neff
Lineage: Eukaryota; Discosea; Longamoebia; Acanthamoebidae
Exons: 2
Coding region: 1-435 (144 amino acids)
Source: RefSeq, a predicted model, not a curated record